AUGAAAAGAAAAAGAAAUAAUAAAACCCCCUUCCCCCCGGGCCACGGCCCAUGUGCCCCAUCCAGCGAGCCGAGCCUGGCCUCCCCGCCGUCGGCCCAACCAGUGCCCCCCACUCUGUCACCCCAUUUCCCCCUCCACCCAUGUCACUCCAUCCUCCCCCUCCUCUUGAUCUGGAUCGGGGAGCCGCCCCGACCCCGACACCUCACCGGCGCCGGCCGGUGCCGCCCCGACGACGCUCCCUCACCGGUCCUCCCCAGCCCCCACCCCCGCGACGGCGCUCUCUCCUGCACCCUCCCCUCCUUCAACCCAAGCCCCACGCUGCUCCGGCGUUGCUCCCUCGCCGUCCUGACCCUGCCCCACCGCUCGCCGUCCCCGACGCCCUACCACACCGGUGCUACCUCGCCGCCCCCCUAUGAUGGAGCCCAGGAGAUGGCAUAUCCCGCCGACAACGACUGCUCCCCCGACGGUGUCUGCUACUACGGGGAGGCCGCUGAUGACCAGGAGUAGCUUAGGAGGUUCCCAGGCAGGAGGCCACGCCUCGUUCGAUCGUUAUCUCUUU
Molecule: messenger RNA, 559 nt
Organism: Hordeum vulgare subsp. vulgare (domesticated barley)
Lineage: Eukaryota; Viridiplantae; Streptophyta; Magnoliopsida; Poales; Poaceae
Product: extensin-like
Exons: 3
Coding region: 1-507 (168 amino acids)
Source: RefSeq, a predicted model, not a curated record